Messenger RNA from Castor canadensis (American beaver), 4456 nucleotides. NCBI's taxonomy places the organism in Eukaryota, Metazoa, Chordata, Mammalia, Rodentia, Castoridae. The record is from RefSeq and is a predicted model, not a curated record.
UAGAGGGGUUUGGGUAUCCCAUCUCUUGGGGGCUUUCUGGUCUUGUGCUGUGGGUGUCAGCCAGCUCUUGAACAGAUGCCCUAAGGAUUCCACAGGGCUAACUGUACACAACUGGACCCAUUCUUCUGGGGUCUAAUUUUGGCGUGGGGCUAGAUUCAUGAAGCUGAGCUGAAGCCAAUUCAUGGCAGAGGAUAGGUCCUAGGUUACCCAGGCACGCACUGGCACAUGAACCUGCUCCUCCUCUGCCCACAGCCUCAGCCAGCCUUUCACCAAGAUCCCUUUCCUAAGGAGGCCACUCCCAUUUGCCCCUCUAAGGGGCAUAGUUCUGUUUGCUGAGGAAGAGUUGGUGUCCCAGUAGGUCUCAGGGCCUCUAGGGCCUCUAGAGGCUCGGCCCAGACAGUAUUUGCAGUUCUUUUGCUAUGGGGUGGGAGUUUCCCUCUAGUUUGGCAGCUGUGCUGCCUCAGGAUGGGCUGCUCCUUCCAGGGCUCAAGGGCUGUGGUCCGCUCAGGUUCUCACACUUCCCCAGGCCAAGCUUAAGGCAACAGCCUUCUGAGGCAUUCCAGGCCCUGGGCCUGGAGGGAGACCUUUAAGCUUGUCUGCUUAUAGGGACAUUGGGCCCUGGGUGCAGGUGCCCAGAUUCUGCUGAUGGGAGCUUUGUGUGAUUAAUCCUGGGGUCUGUCAGUUUGUCCAUUUGUCCUUCUGCCAGCCCCUUGUCUCAUGGGGUGUCUUUCCCUGGGUAUAGCCUUGCUCGUUAGUAUAUAUCAAGUUCCCUCAUGCUUUCCCUGCCAAAAUAUUCUCUUUCCCAUUUCUGAGAUGAGCUUUUGCCCCUGUGCUCUGCCUCAUCAGGUGCACCUUUUUAUGAAGACCUGGUAGCAGAAGGAAUUGUUAUGUGGUGUUUCCCUGCUGUCCCAGCCCCCUUCCUGUGGGUCUGGAGUGUAGCCUGUAACGUUUGACAAUGGGGCAACGAAAACACAAGAGGUGACCCUGUCCCAUGGUUUCAGUCAUUUUUGCUGCCACCCUUUUAAUGUCAGAGGCUUGCUGCCUGUAACAGGCAUCCAGCAGGUUACACUACACUCAGUGUUGCCAAGGGUAGCACCCUCCCCUCUGAGCGUAGGGCCACUGUCAUUAUUGCUUGACAUGUCCCUGAUUUGGCAUUAAAGGUAAGCCUGCCAGCCUUGUGUCUGUGAGAGCCAUUGGUAAUUGAUGGACUAAUUUCCCAGUUCUUAGAGAUGCAGCCUCAAAAAUGGGCUCCUUUAUGGAGUCCAAUCUCUUGGUUUUCUGACCCCGGUGCCAGUGGUGGGCAGGUUCCCAUUGCUUGGAGCUGGGAGGUGAAGUUUUACCUGUCUGUGAGCAAAACAACUCUUCUCUCCUGUAUCAUUCUGCGGCUUCAGCCAUGGGGCAGCAGCUCUUCUUUAGUGUAGAUAGCCUUCCCUGGGAGAAUAGAGGAUAAGACAAAGGCUAUGGGGCCGCUGGAGACUGCUUAGGGAUGUACUGUGUCUCCCAGGUUCCCAGAGUCUAGGAGCAGAUGCUGCCCCAUUGCUGCUGCUCACAGCAAAAGGAGGCGGUACCCACUUACACUCAGUAUCCUCCUGGCACUAAAAAGAGUAGAAGGGCUGGGAUUCCUGCUUCUCCCCUAGGGAGGGGCCCUACUUUUCAGCACUUUUGAUACCUGGAGACCCAGCCUUGUUAAUCUGAUGUGUGGUGGCAAAUGUGUGUAUAUACACAUUUUCUACCACUGUUCUUUCUCCUGUCCCAGGCUAGAGCCCAGUCCCUGCCUUCCCAGCCCCAAAUUGGGACCAAAGUGCAACUCGGGAUCAUAGGUUGGGGAGCUCAGGUCACCCCUCUCUGUAUAUUUUGGGGCCAAGCUGACACCAGUCCCCUGGUGGUGGGGAUCGGGGAGAGUGGCAUUGGGCGGGUGGUGCUUAAAGAGGAAGGGGACCAGUGUAGCAAUUUGCCGGGAACUCCACCUCUUCCUUUCUGGGCUAGUGCAAUGCGUGCGGGGAUCCCACCUAGGGGCCAGGGACCUGGGCUAGUUCCGUAGCUGUUGCUCACGCGCUCAUACCUGGCCACGUGCAUAUUCCCUGGAUGCAGAUUGCUUUGGACUUUACUGCUGUACAAUUUGGUAUGUUUAUGCCCAUUUGAAAACUUCUAAUGAGAAAAAAAUACGGAGAACCCUGGGAAGGACCUGGUUCCUUUGCUUCUUGGGGGAGAAUAUAAGCUCUCACAUUUGGGAAAUCGCUCUCUGCUCCUCUGGAAGCUAAGCCUGUUCACCAUUCCCGGUUCCCCACCCCCGCUGCCGGCCUGCGCCCAGGUAGUAUAUGUGGCUUUGGUCGGGUUUCGGCACAGUUGCGUUUUCUCCAGACCUUGAGUGUGGGGAGGAAGUGCUCAGGCCGAGCUCAUCCCUUUCUGUACACCCAGCGCUGCCCGCCCCGCUUGUGUCUGAGGUCAUUUAUGUCAAAAUAAAACCGCUAGAAACUGAAGUUUAUUUGGGUCUUUUUGAAAAUCCAACAACUUCCGGGUGGACCGGCCAAGUACAACUGACAGCCCCCCCCAACUUCAUGGCUCCCCUUCCUUCCGCCCCACCUUGAGCCGGAUCAGAGGGGGCGGGGCCCUGGGUAGCGAGGUGGAGCCGGAAGCGGCUGGCUCGCGGCAAACCAGGCUCCAGUAGCGAGCUAAGUCUAACCCUUGGCGCCAGUUCCGCCUUUGGAUCUACCAAUGGGCAGCUGACCCGCAGGUUCAGUCCCGGUCCCCAUGGCAGCCUGGCGCGUUCGGGUUCUUAUUGGCUACGUCCGCAGCAGCGCCGCGCCCAGAGCUGCGGCAACGGCGACCGUGCCACGUAGAACGCAGUGGAUUGGCCUACUAGGAUUACGUCACUGUCCGCGCCGGGUUCAGCCGGAGUUCCAGGCCAGCCGCCCUCCAACACGCGUCGUGUCCUGGGUUCUGGCGGCCGGGGUACGGGGUCCGGCAUCCGGGCAGACUAGGAAGACGAGCCGGAACCAGAGUCGGUCAGUCUAGCUGGUAAAGGGUGCGUGCAGGGCACCGCGAAGGGAGUGCGCGACAGGGGUUGGCCAGGCGGGCUGCUGGCAUCUCUGGAGUUUGGGAAUCAUUCCCGUCGUUCGCAGGCGCAAUGAAGGCACUGAUCUUGGUGGGCGGCUACGGGACGCGGCUGCGGCCGCUGACGCUGAGCACCCCGAAGCCACUGGUGGACUUCUGCAAUAAGCCCAUCUUGCUACACCAAGUGGAGGCGCUUGCAGCGGCAGGCGUAGACCACGUGAUCCUGGCUGUGAGCUACAUGUCACAGGUGCUGGAGAAGGAAAUGAAGGCACAGGAGCAGAGGCUGGGAAUCCGAAUCUCAAUGUCCCAUGAAGAGGAGCCUUUGGGGACAGCUGGGCCCUUGGCACUGGCCAGAGACCUGCUCUCUGAGACUGCAGACCCAUUCUUCGUCCUCAACAGUGAUGUCAUCUGUGAUUUUCCCUUCCAAGCCAUGGUGCAGUUCCAUCAGCACCAUGGUCAGGAGGGCUCCAUUCUGGUGACCAAGGUGGAGGAGCCUUCCAAGUAUGGAGUGGUGGUAUGUGAAGCUGAAACGGGCCGCAUUCACCGGUUUGUGGAGAAGCCGCAGGUGUUUGUGUCCAGCAAGAUCAACGCAGGCAUGUACAUCCUGAGCCCUGCUGUGCUGCGGCGCAUCAAGCUGCAGCCUACGUCCAUUGAGAAGGAGGUCUUCCCAGUUAUGGCCAAGGAGGGGCAGCUAUAUGCCAUGGAGCUGCAGGGCUUCUGGAUGGACAUUGGACAGCCCAAGGACUUCCUCACUGGCAUGUGCCUCUUUCUGCAGUCACUGAGGCAGAAGCAACCAGAGAGACUAUGCUCAGGCCCUGGCAUUGUGGGCAACGUGCUUGUGGACCCAAGUGCCCGUAUUGGCCAGAACUGCAGUAUUGGCCCCAAUGUGAGCCUGGGUCCUGGUGUGGUGGUGGAGGAUGGUGUGUGCAUACGGCGGUGCACAGUGCUGCGGGAUGCCCACAUCCGCUCCCACUCCUGGCUGGAGUCCUGCAUUGUGGGCUGGCGCUGUCGUGUGGGCCAGUGGGUGCGCAUGGAGAAUGUCACAGUGCUGGGUGAGGAUGUCAUAGUUAAUGACGAGCUCUACCUCAAUGGAGCCAGUGUGCUGCCCCACAAGUCUAUUGGAGAAUCUGUGCCGGAGCCUCGCAUCAUUAUGUGAGAGAACUGUGGGGCUGGCUGAGCCCGUUUCUCCAUCAUCAAGGGGAGCACUGGUUUGACACAUCAGAAUGCCCUGGACUUGGUGCCAUUUGUCUGGGGAGGACUGGAUGAGGCUGAAGCUGUUGGACACCUGCCUUCUCAUGGACAUAAACUGGCAGGAUCCCUGCUCGGCAUACUCGACAAAAUCCAUUCCCUCAAGAAGGGCCAGGGGCCAGGGCUGUAUGGAAUAAUAAUUUAAUGGUCACCA